Messenger RNA from Populus nigra (black poplar), 1920 nucleotides. Its product is annotated as probable serine/threonine-protein kinase PBL3. Gene Ontology annotation, biological process: protein phosphorylation. NCBI's taxonomy places the organism in Eukaryota, Viridiplantae, Streptophyta, Magnoliopsida, Malpighiales, Salicaceae. The record is from RefSeq and is a predicted model, not a curated record. The transcript has 7 exons. The coding region runs from base 396 to 1649 and encodes 417 amino acids. Gene Ontology annotation, molecular function: protein kinase activity; ATP binding.
UUUUUUGUUAUUUAUCUUUUUUGUGUUUUUUCUUUUUUUUUUCAGAGAAUUUGGAGAAUAUCGAAUGAUAUCAUGGAUACGAGGAGUAUAAUAAAAGCAAGGGGGGAGUGCCUUGAUGUGAAUUACAGAGAAAGGAAAGCGGGAGGAAGGUCAUGGUGGCAUACACGUCAUUGGUGAACGGCUCACGCUUUUGUACUGCUCGUGUCUACAACACACCAAGCAUUAGCAAGCGGGCACCAAGGGACGGACUCUUUCUUCUCUCUUCUUCUUCCUCCGCAGUCCUCAAUAACAACACGUCGUCCUCUUUUCCCCUUUCCUUUUGUUUUAGAAUUUUUUAAGGACAAGAAGAAGGCAAACGGGAAAUAGCGGUUGUUUGCUUUGCUUUGGUUUACCAGAUGGGCAACUGCUUAGAUUCUUCUUCUGCUAAAGUAGAUUCCACCCAGAGCUCACAUAAUCCUGGAGCCUCAAGAAUUUCCAGCAGAACCAGCCAUUCUUCAGUUCCUUCUAGUCUGACCAUCCCAUCAUACAGUGGAAGGAGCAGUGAAUGUCUUCCUACACCAAGGAGUGAAGGUGAAAUAUUGUCAUCGCCAAAUUUAAAAGCUUUCUCAUUCAAUGAGCUAAAAAAUGCUACCAGAAACUUCCGUCCCGACAGUCUUCUGGGUGAAGGUGGCUUUGGCUAUGUAUUCAAAGGAUGGAUUGAUGAACACACUCUUACUGCUGCAAAGCCUGGAUCGGGAAUGGUUGUUGCUGUCAAGAAGCUUAAACCUGAAGGUUUCCAAGGCCACAAGGAGUGGUUGACAGAAGUUAAUUAUCUCGGCCAACUUCAUCAUCCAAAUCUGGUUAAAUUGAUUGGAUACUGCUUGGAAGGUGAGAACCGGCUUCUGGUCUAUGAGUUCAUGCCUAAAGGGAGCUUAGAGAAUCAUCUGUUCAGAAGAGGACCACAGCCACUUUCAUGGGCGAUAAGAAUCAAAGUGGCCAUAGGUGCUGCCAGAGGACUCUCUUUUCUUCAUGAUGCAAAAUCACAAGUCAUAUACCGUGACUUCAAGGCAUCUAAUAUUCUACUAGAUGCGGAAUUUAAUGCAAAACUUUCUGAUUUUGGUUUGGCCAAGGCAGGCCCUACUGGUGAUAGGACUCAUGUGUCCACUCAAGUUAUGGGUACUCAUGGGUAUGCAGCACCUGAAUACGUUGCUACAGGUCGGUUGACAGCCAAAAGUGAUGUAUACAGCUUCGGGGUUGUAUUGCUGGAAUUCCUGUCUGGGCGACGCGCUGUUGAUAAAUCUAAGGUGGGUGUGGAGCAGAAUCUGGUAGACUGGGUGAAACCGUAUCUGGGUGACAAAAGGAAAUUAUUCCGAAUUAUGGACACCAAAUUGGGGGGACAAUAUCCUCAGAAAGGAGCCUUCAUGGCUGCUAACCUGGCUUUACAGUGCCUAAGCACUGAAGCUAAAGUCAGGCCUCGAAUGUCAGAAGUAUUAGCAACACUGGAGCAAAUUGAAUCCCCAAAAGGUGCAGUUAAAAACAUCCAAUUAGAGCAUCAAACAGUUCAGACACCUGUCCGACAGUCCCCAAUGAGACACCAUCGCUCUCCUGUGAUUCCAACGGCCAGUGCCUCCCCGAUGCCAUCCCACCACCAAUCUCCACGAUUACGAUAAGCAGAUAGUUAUUUGUAAAAUUCUUUUUUUAUUUGCUCCUGUAUUUUGUUCUUGUAAAAACGAAUGUGGGUGUGUGCACUUUUGGAUUAGAAACACAGAUACUAUCACUUGUUGUACCGAAAGAGGGUCGUAGAAGGUUUUACAGCCAGGCUUAAACCUGGCUACAUCUUGUUGUUGUAGCAUAGAUGUGCGUUUCUCACCACAGUAAUCCAUGUCCUAUUCAACUGUAAUUACUUAGUUAUUGGUUAUAUGAGCUCUUUGAUUGAUGCAA